This is a messenger RNA of Coregonus sp. 'balchen', 9063 nucleotides long. Lineage: Eukaryota; Metazoa; Chordata; Actinopteri; Salmoniformes; Salmonidae. The record is from the annotation of a GenBank genome assembly.
AUGCCGUGGUGCAGACCAGCGACAUCUGAAAAGCUUAUUCGGGAGUUCCUGUACUCUGGAUCCAUUGUCAGGUCAGACCUGAAUGUUUUAAAACGCGUUGCUUUUCGCGCAUUAAAUAUGUGAUUGUGUCGGGGUUUAGCAAAGUGUGGUCAAUGAGCUUGCUCUUUCUUAUUGCGCAGCACGAACGACGUUUUUAAGUGGCGCACACACAAACCAUGCCAAAGCAAUCGAGUACUGUUGAUCUGUUGACUGCAUCAAUCGGAAAUUAACGACUAGACAGACUACUUUUAUGGGAUUACCAUACCAUCUGUUAGCAAAAUUGCAACAUGUUUUAGAGAACUCUAUGUGCAUUAUGUCGUAGUAGAGGGUGUAAAAAAAAAAGAGCAAGCUACAGUAGCGUUAUCUAAUGUUUAUAGAAAGAUCUGUCUGUCAAGCGGACAGGACAGCCUAUCGUCGGCUGGAGAACAUGUGUCGUGUCGUGCUUGGCAAAUGAAAUGGGGCGACAGCAAACUAACUGGUUUAAUUGGACUUACAUGAACCAGGAAUUAUCUAGUUCACAGGUUUAGUUAGCUAAAUUGGGCUCCACUGCUGCUGCUUUGGAUACAUUAGAGUUAGUUAGAUAUGGACAUACGAUCUAUUCAGUGUAAGUAAAGGGAAACGCAUGUGUUGUCCAAACAGUUCAGCCUUGUCAGUGAAACUGCCAAUAAUAUGUAUAGCUUUGGAAUAUUUUUCAGGAACAAAAUUAUGAAAAACUGGGGAGUCAUUGGUGGAAUAGCGGCUGCCAUGGCUGCUGGAGUAUAUGUUCUAUGGGGUCCAAUUACAGACAGCAAGAAAAGGAAGAAAGGUAAGCUUGCCCAGUGUCUGUGUUGACAGUUUAAGACAGGAUCACUAAUGUUAUGUAAGUGGAUGUUUAUGAGGGCCAUUGACUGUAUACUAAAAAAAAGUAUCCACCAUAGGCAUGGUACCAGGCCUGCUGAACCUGGGAAACACCUGCUUCAUGAACUCUCUGCUCCAGGGCCUGGCAGCCUGCCCUUCCUUUGUCAAGUGGCUGGAGGAGUUAACUAGCCGCAAAGGUGUGUCAGAUGGUGAGCCAGAGAAGGACCCUAAACUUUCCAGAACUCUCCUGCAGCUUCUCAAAGGUAGUGUUCUGUGAUGGGCGGAGAAGGAAUCAGAAUCUCUGUUCACUCAAUUGUUACACUCUAUGGGUGCAACCCAAAUGGCACCCUAUACCCUACAUGGUGCACUACUUUUGACCAGGGUCUAUGUAGUGCACUAUAUAGGGAAUAGGGUACCAUUUGGGAUGUAGCCUGACAGUGGAUUCUCUGAAUUGCAGCACUGUCAAACGACCCUGGGGAGGAGGAUGUGCUGAAUGCAGGGUGUCUGCUGGAGGUCCUCAGACUCUACAGGUGGCACAUCAGUUCCUUUGAGGAACAGGUGCGUUAUCCUUACUUGUUAAGCAUUAGUGAUACAUUUUUCAGAGCAUUCAAUUCAAGUCAAAAUGAUUGUCUUAAAUCUGUUCCCCAUAAGAAUUCUGCUCCACGUUCAAAACAAAUUGAAAGGAAACCCUUCCAGUCGAAGCUCGCAUCCAUUACAAGACCAUGGUACUUGCCAAUGGCGCAGCAAGAGGAACUGCCCCUCCCUACCUUCAGGCUAUGCUCAAACCCUACACCCCAACCCGAGUACUCUGUUCUGACACGUCUGGUUUCUUGGACCUCCCACCCCAGCUCCCGCUCAGCCCAUUCAAAGCUCUUCUCUGUCCUGGCACCCCAAUGGUGGAACCAGCUUCCCCCUGAAGCUAGGACAGCAGUGUCCCUGCCCAUCUUCCGAAAACAUCUGAAACCCUACCUCUUCAAAGAGUAUCUUAAAUAAUCCCCCCCCCCCCCCAAAGAACAACUUGCCUUUUUGUAAACUAACACUCAAACUUGACUCCCUCCCCUACUAGCACUGACUGCCGAUAGCUACUUUGAGGAAAAAUGUACUUACUAUACUGAACAAAAAUAUAAAUGCAACAAUUUCAAAUAUUUGACUGAGUUACAGUUCAUAUAAGGAAAUCAGUCAAUCGAAAUAAAGUCAUUAGGCCCUAAUUCACAUGACGGCAGGGGUACAGCCAUGGGUGGACCUGGGAGGGUAUAGGCCCACCCACUGGGGAGCCAGGCCCAGCCAAUCAGAAUGAGUUUUUCCCCACAAAAGGGCUUUAUUACAGACAGAAAUACUCCUCAGCACCCCCCACCCCGCCUCAGACGAUCCCGCAGGUGAAGAAGCCGGAUGUGGAGGUCCUGGGCUGGUGUGGUAACACGCGGUCUGUGGUUGUGAGGCCGGUUGCACUUAGUGCCAAAUUCUCUAAAAUGACGUUGGAGGCAGCUUAUCAAAUCAAAUCAAAUGUUAUUUGUCACAUACACGUGUUAAGCAGAUGUUAUUGCGGGUGUAGCGAAAUGCUUGUGCUUCUAGCUCUGACAGUGCAGUAAUAUCUAACAAGUAAUAUCUAACAAUUUCACAACAUAUACCUAAUCACACAAAUCUAAGUAAGGAAUGGAAUUUAUGAAUAUAUACGUGUAUGGACAAGCAAUGACAGAGUGGCAUGGACUAAGAUACAGAAUAAUAUUAUAGAAUAGAAUACAGUAUAUACAUAUGAGAUGAGUAAUGCAAGAUAUGUAAACAUUAUUAAAGUGACUAGUGUUCCAUUUCUUAAAGUGGCCAGUGAUUUCAAUAGGCAGCAGCAGCCUCUGUGCUAGUGAUGGCAAUUUAACAUCACUUCAUGAUGGCCUUGAGAUAGAAGCUGUUUUUCAUUCUCCCGGUCCCAGCUUUGCUCGCUUAUGGUAGAAAUUAACAUUACAUUCGCUGGCAAUAGUUAUGGUGGACAUUCCUGCACUCAGCAUGCCAAUUGCAUCUCCCUCAACUUGAGACAUCUGUGGCAUUGUGUUGUGUGACAAGAGCUUUAGUGAGGUUGGGCACUGAUGUUGGGCGAUUAGGCCUGGCUCGCAGUCGCCGUUCCAAUUCAUCCCAAAGGUGUUUCGAUGGGGUUGAGGUCAGGGCUCUGUGCAGGCCAGUCAAGUUCUUCCACACCGAUCUCGACAAACCAUUUCUGUAUGGACCUUGCUUUGUGCAUGGGGGCAUUGUCAUGCUGAAACAGGAAAGGGCCUUCCCCAAACUGUUGACACAAAGUUUGAAACACAGAAUUGUCUAGAAUGUCAUUGUAUGCUAUAGUGUUAAGAUUUCCCUUCACUGGAACUAAGGGGCCUAGCCCAAACCAUGAAACCAGCCCCAGACCAUUAUUCCUCUUCCACCAAACUUUACAGUUGGCACUAUGCGUUGGGACAGGUAGCGUUCUCCUGGCAUCCAACAAACCCAGAUUAGUCCGUCGGACUGCCAGAUGGUGAAGUGUGAUUCAUCACUCCAGAGAACGCGUUUCCACUGCUCCAGAGUCCAAUAGCGGCGUGCUUUACACCACUCCAGCUGACGCUUGGCAUGCGGCUGCUCGGCCAUCGAAACCCAUUUCAUGAAGCUCCCCACAAACAGUUAUUGUGCUGACGUUGCUUCUAGAGGCAGUUUGGAACUCGGUAGUGAGUGUUGCAACGCGCUUCAGCAUUCGGUGGUCCUUUUCUGUGAGCUUGUGUGGCUUACCAUUUUGCGGCUGAGCCGUUGUUGCACCUAGACGUUUCCACUUCACAAUAACAGCACUUACAGUUGACCGGGGAAGCUCUAGCAGGACAGAAAUUAGAAGAACUGACUUGUUGGAAAGUCACUGAUUUCUUCAGUAAGGCCAUUCUACUGCCAAUGUUUGUCUCUGGAGAUUGCAUGGCUGUGUGCUCAAUUUUAUACACCUGUCAGCAACGGGUGUGGCUGAAAUAGCUGAAUCCACUCAUUUGAAGGGGUGUCAACAUACUUUUGUGUAUCUUAAGAUUAAUGCACUAACUGUAAGUCGCUUUGGAUAAGAGCGUGUGCGAUAUGACUUAAAUGUGUAUGUAAAUGUAAUGUGUAUGGUAUAUUGGUUUAAUCUCUCGUCCCUAUUUACAUUUCUUAGGAUGCCCAUGAGCUCUUCCAUGUCCUCACCUCUUCCCUGGAGGAGGAGCGAGACCGACAGCCCAAAGUCACCCACCUCUUUGACAUUCAGUCCCUUGAGGUCAGUUGCUCUUAUCCCUCUCCUUCCUUUAACACUCACAGCCCUGCUCAGUUUUGUCUCUUUCAGCACAGUGUGUUUUUGAUGCAAGUUAAUUGUAUAUUUGCCUUCUGACUUCUGUUCUUUUGUUUUUGGCAUCAGAGUCUCCCAGAUAUAGAUGAGAAGACCUUGAGCUGCAAGAGUCGAGGUAAGGAGACAAAUAGUGGUUUGGAAUAUGUUACUGGAUAAGUAGGUUUUGGGAAAAUAUGAAAACUACUUUUGCUCUUCCAGGCCCUCUUCAUCCUAUACGAAGUCCUUGGAAGUUUCCACAUCCUUUCCAUGGCCGCCUAACAAGCAACAUGGCAUGCAAGCGUUGCGAACAACAGGUGAUUAAUUUUUAUUUUAUUAUUCAUAUCACGUGAAUAUCAGAUAUUUGGCAGUGUACUGUCUUUAAAUCAGUGGUUUGUUUGUGCUAUUAAUUCCCUUUUCUUGUUUGCAGAGUCCAGUGCGAUAUGACUCUUUCGACAGCCUCUCCUUAUCCAUCCCUUCGCCGCAAUGGGUAAGCAGAAUGGGUGACGGGAGAAAAAAUACAUGAAGGAAACCUUCAAAUCAUUAAGGUGACGGUUUUCCGUGAUAUGUGUACACCAAGGAUGCAGGAGCAAAAGCUUGCACGAGUUCGGGUAACCCUGUUUUACAUGACUGUAUGUAAAUAAAUGGCUUGUGAGCUACAGUAUAUGCAAUGUGCUGAGGACUGAUAGAGUAUAUUUCCCUUAGGGCCAGCCUGUCUCUCUGGAUCACUGUCUCCAGCAUUUCAUCUCUUCAGAGACCAUUAAAGAGGUGGAGUGUGAAAACUGCACCAAGGUACUAGUCUUCACUCUUAUUUGGUUGGUGAGUUAGUUAAGAAAAAGGAACUGUACAUCUGUGAGCCUAUGGGUAUGUUACUAUUGGAGCUUUGGAAUGAACCUUGUUUUGGCAUCUUCUCUCCCGUUAGCUUCAACAAGGAGCCUUAGUGAAUGGGCAUGUCCUCGAAAGCCAGAGGACAACCUUCAUCAAACAGCUUAAACUGGGAAAGGUAAUGGUGCACUGCCAGAUUUAAGUCCCACUAACUACAUUUCCAUCCAGUUUUUGUGCAAGUAAAGUCAAACCGUAUAAAGAAAAUCACUGUGAUGGACACAGGAAGUUUCGUCAAAAUUUUAGAAAUGCCGACAGAAUUUGUUCUUUCAGCAUGGUGGGAUCUUUUUGUGUUGGUAAAAUUAAUUCUGCAAGAAAUGGUGGUGGAAACAUCUUUAUGCACAAAUAUUGAUAUGAUAACCAUCAUAUCGAAGUAAACUUUGAGUUACGCAAUGAUAUGGUGUGUGGUCCUCCCACUACGACUCAGGAAACCAUGCAGUUUAUUAGGCUACAGUGCCCUACAAAGGCAAAACGCAGUAACUAUGAAGUUGGUCAAAUCUUUGAUCUGUUGUAAUGGCCAGGUAUAUUAUUUGAUUAAUGUUGGUAUUUAGUUUCUUGACACAAGAACAUGCCAGUUGAUCAGAGUAUAUCAUGGAAUAUCAGAAAUGCCUGUCUGUCUAGACAGAAAAAGAUUUUGAAGUCAUAUUUUGCCUUUUGUAGUGCAGUACAGAUUAAAUAAGUUAUGAACUUCACAGGGUGGUGAAAGUGCACGGUGAUGAGCUUGAUGCUCCUUUCCAAUAAAUAUCAAGGGUCGUAUUUUCGGUAGAGUUGAAAAUGCGAUGGAAACACAUUGGACUUUAUAUUUUUAUUCGGUACAUCAAUCAAAUAUAUUUAUAAAGCCCUUUUUACAUCAGCAGAUGUCACAAAGUGCUUAUACAGAAACUCAGCCUAAAACCCCAAAGAGCAAGCAAUGCAGAUGUAGAAGCACGGUGGCUCGGAAAAACUCCCUAGAAAGGCAGGAACCUAGGAAGAAACCAGGCUCUGAGGGGUGGCCAGUCCUCUUCUGGCUAUGCUGGGUGGAGAUAAGAGUACAUGGCCAUUAAGGCCAGAUCGUUUUUCAAGAUGUUCAAACGUUCAUAUAUGACCCACAGGGUCAAAUAAUAAUCCGUGGUUGUAGAUGGUGCAACAGGUCAGCACCUCAGGAGUAAAUGUCAGUUGGCUUUUCAUAGCUGAGCAUUCAGAGGUCGAGAUAGCAGGUGCGGUAGAGAGGGAGAGAUGGAGAGAUGGAGGGAGGGAGAGAUGGAUGGGGGGGGAGGGAGGGAGAGAUGGAUGGGGAGAGGGAGGGAGAGAUGGAUGGGGAGAGGGAGGGAGAGAUGGAUGGGGAGAGGGAAGGAGAGAUGGAUGGGGAGAGGGAAGGAGAGAUGGAGAGGGAGGGAGAGAUGGAUGGGGAGAGGGAGGGAGAGAUGGAUGGGGAGAGGGAGGGAGAGAUGGAUGGGGAGAGAUGGAGAGGGAGGGAGAGAUGGAUGGGGGGAGGGAGAGAUGGAUGGGGAGAGGGAGGGAGAGAUGGAUGGGGAGAGGGAGGGAGAGAUGGAUGGGGGAGGGAGGGAGGGAGAGAUGGAUGGGGAGAGGGAGGGAGGGAGAGAUGGAUGGGGAGAGGGAGGGAGAGAUGGAGAGGGAGGGAGAGAUGGAUGGGGAGAGGGAGAAAACAACAUGAAAACAUAAGUGAAAAAGUACAUUUUGUGUGCACUACAUCAUCACACAAUGAUUUUUAUCUGCAACAAGUCAGUUUGGUGGGAAAAUUUACAUAUAUUCAUUAUGCAGAUUUUAGAAUAUUCACAUGAAAAUCUGUCAUCAAUUGGAUGGAAACCUAGCUAUUGUGACCUACUUGAUGAUAUGUGAAACAAUUGCUGUGUACUAAAUGGUUUCACUGCUUUACUGGUAUCCCCCUGCACACAUCACUAUCAGAUGCAUUUAUGUGUCUGGCUUCAGCAUAUCAUCCUUGUCCUCAGUUAUGUGACAUACUGUAUACAGGUAUAUGACGAUGUGUGUUUGUGUGACUCCUCCCUCCAGCUCCCCCAGUGUCUCUGUAUUCACCUGCAGAGACUGACGUGGUCUAAUGAGGGUAUGCCCAUAAAGAGACAGGAACAUGUCCAGAUCUCAGAGUACCUGUCUAUGGACCGCUACAAACACCGCGCAACCAUUCAGAGGCUCCAGCACAUCAACUGUACUCCCAAAACCAUUAAAGCAGAGGACUCAAGAGAGGCUGCAGAUAAGACCACUCCCAAUGGCAAAGGUACGGUGAAAGCACUUGAAAAUUGUCUUCCUGGGACUAAAUGGCUUGUCUUAAGACUUAUUAUGACUUUCUUUCAGCUUGAGAGGACUCAGAACUGUCAUGAUUGUUCUUAUCAGGUUGUUGGAAAUUGGCCAUAGAUGGUUUGGGAUUUGUUAAAAGAACAGAAAUACUCCAGAUUACUCUCAUAAUGUAAUUGUUGUUUUACAGACCCAUGAAAGGCCUUGUACAACAGUAAGAUCAUACUGUAUUCUACUUAUUUUCAGAUGUAGAACACCAUAACAACAACAAGCCUCUGUCCAAUGGAACAUGUUCGUCUGUCUUUCUCCAUUCUCCUGGGUUGAACCCACAGGUCAACCUCACAUAUGACUACAGGUAAACAAAACCUGAUCAUCUUAAACAGCCUUUUCAUAUCAAUAAAGAGAAGACGCAAUAUUACAAAAUCAGAUAAAUUCUCUUGGAAUUAUAGUGUGUACUCUGAUAACACUGUUGAAUACACCAUGUCUCUCCACAGCUCCUCAGAAUACCUAUUUCAACUGAUGGCUGUGUUGGUUCACCAUGGUGACAUGCACUCAGGACACUUUGUCACGUACCGCCGCUGCCCUCCCUCGCCCCGCAGCUCCUCUCCAUUCAGCUCCCAGUGGCUGUGGGUUUCAGAUGACUCCGUACGCAAGGCCAGUUUGCAGGAGGUGCUGUCAUCCAACGCCUACCUACUCUUCUAUGAGCGGGUGAGACGGCUCCGUCUACUGUUGGAGGAGUAGAGCCCUGGAGCAAUGAGCCAGACUGGACACCCACUCCCCUGCCAACCCAUACCGCCACAGAAAACACCCCUCAGAAGUGUAGUUCUCCAGGCCCAAUGGUUUACCUGUAGGAUUGUGCUUUAACAGUACUGAAGAUUAUGCUGCUCUACUUUGAUCUGUCAUAUUAAAAUCAUGAAUGUCCCCCUCGUCUUUUACGGCGAUUUAGGAGGCACUGCCUUUUAGAUCCCAGAGAUUGGACGGUUCUCAAAAACAUCUCAGAAUGGCUGGUAGUCUUUUCACAAAAGAUUUGAGUUACUUCAACCAAGACAUUUUAGGCUUAAUGGGUGUUACUAGAUUAUGAAAUGUGUCAGUGGAGGUACGUGAUAUGUAAUCACUGUCUUCAGCCAUUUCAGUCUGGAAAUAAUCACUCAUUAUAUUGUAAAAUGUCAAAUGUAGGUCUAUUUAAAAUAAUGCAACGUUUCAAUUGACAUUGUAUAUAAGCUGCUGUAUAUUUUAUUUUUCUACUUUAACAAAUGAUUCAGAAUACUUUAAUAGCAUGCAGGUGGUUUGGAUUGUAGUCUAGCUGCACGUGUCUGCAGACUAGGUACCUUUGUGUAGAAUAAUUUCUGCAGUUGUUGCACAAGAUCUCAUGGUAUCAAGCCAAUGUGUAGAUUGUUAUUUUUGUUCCUAAAUGAUAUUGAAGCAACGUGAUAGUUUUACAACUGUUUAUAGAGCAGCGAAAUUGGAAUUGAUAGAAAUGUAACAAAUUUGCCAAAGUAUUUAAAGUUGUGGUUGUACAGUGUGUACGACUAAACAAUCUAAGAGUGAGUAUUGCUCAACAUGCAUACCAGUUGUGUUGUAAAUACUGCCAUUUACUCACUCUCCUCCUAGUAUUAAAGGAUGCAACCUCUAAAUAACCCUCUAUACCCAUUUUCUGAUCAAUUUGCACUAAUGUAUAUUUUGAAGAUUUGUGUGUGUGUGAGAUCUGUCAAGAAGUUGAUUGUUUUCAUAGAUACAAUUAUGAAAAUUAAAAAUAUAUAAGUAAA